Messenger RNA from Rhodofomes roseus, 2958 nucleotides. RefSeq names its product Spc98 family-domain-containing protein. Gene Ontology annotation, cellular component: centrosome; equatorial microtubule organizing center; spindle pole. Bases 1 to 2958 code for a protein of 985 amino acids. Gene Ontology annotation, molecular function: gamma-tubulin binding; microtubule minus-end binding. The record is from RefSeq and is a predicted model, not a curated record. The transcript has 10 exons. NCBI's taxonomy places the organism in Eukaryota, Fungi, Basidiomycota, Agaricomycetes, Polyporales, Fomitopsidaceae. Gene Ontology annotation, biological process: mitotic cell cycle; meiotic cell cycle; cytoplasmic microtubule organization.
AUGGUAGAGCCAAGUCUUCCAGACCUUCCGGGUCCGGAAGUACCACCAGUGUCAUUGGAUACGCUGCCUGAGAUACAUUCGGGCUUCUUCAUACCUCGUCUCACAGACAAACCGCAGAAUCCUAUCAUGGAUACAAUACAGCUGGUGCAGCGAACACGCGAGCCUGUGUCGUAUCCUCUGCCAGUCGAAGUCGCAGCCUUGGCAGAGGAUAUGUGGGCUGCCAGUGUCGCGGAAGCUCGCCGGAAGAUCGAGGACAAUAUCUGGCAGCGAGUGGCAGCGGAAAAGAAAUCCGAAACGCAUCGUCUGAUGUCUUGGGAAUCGUUACGCGACUCUUUCAGCUCGCGGGCAAUACCUUCCGCGUUUUUGUCGCAACAAGGUCCUCAAGUCUUCGCAUCCGUGCGCCACUAUGUCAGGCCCCAACUGCACGAUCCCUGUAGGCCAUUGGUAUACGUGACUGGCGGCGAUCUGUUGGAAUCCUUGCGCUUGACACUCACAGGCGUUUCGUCUUCCAUCCACAUUUGGGAUCCCCAGUUCGAGCAGUUCGCCUUGCGCGCCGUUCCGCGGGGAACGAAAGGGACCAUCGUCCUGAUUGGUACGGAUGAGGUCAUCAGCGAGAGUAUUCUACAGCGAUUUCUGACGAUCGGGACCUUGAUGCGGCGUCUAGAAAUUCUGAUACAGGCUCACGGGACCAUUCGUGGGCGCACUGACCAAGCCACCUAUUCAUUUAUACAUGCACUUUCUUCAGUGCUUGACAAUUUACGGGAACGACUGGCCGAACCGAUGGCCCCGGAUGGUAUCCCUGGAGCAGUGCUUGACUUCGCCGCAGUAUGGAUGCGAUACGCUGAUGCAGAAGAAAUAUUGCAAGCGCUUGGAGUUCUCUGCAACAGAGAACUGCAUGUGCCACCUUCUGCAUAUGUCCGGUUGCCCACAACUGCGGCAGAGCUUCUAUCCAAGGUCUACCGCCAGCUAGAUGAGAGCCUAGAGGAUCAUUCGCCGCAUGCACUAGCAGCAAUACUGGCCUUCAUCCUGACUGUUACCUCCAAAGAUUAUCUCCGACAACUCGGCCAGUCAGUCGGGUAUAAUGCGUCGGCUGCACCCAGCACCGAUGCGCAUAAAUAUGACGCAGGCCUUUAUGACACUGGUCAAUGGGAGGAAGAGCCUGCCGACGAACAGGACGAGACGUUCUAUGACGAUGAGCAGACCGAUGAGCCCUAUCCAAUCUUCAUUCAGAAUACGCUAGCCAAUGCCUUCCCUCGUGCAAAACGGUCGCUCAAGCUCCUCCGUGAAGCACAGCCAGAUCAUCCACUAUUACACGUGCAAGACGAUCAGACAGAGCAACCUGAUAUCCAUUGGUUCUGGACAGAUGCGGAAGUCGCCGCCGCUUGGUUUGGGCGCAAAGAGAUCGUGAAGCCAGACGACUCGCGCGCGCAGAAUCCUGGCCAAUCAUCGAAGGUCGAUCCUCCUGUUCAAGAAAGGGAAUACAAAGACGAGCUGAAAGAAUUCGCUCUCUUCGACCUGACGCCUGGUCAACAUCUCGAUCUGCUCGCACCGUCAACGUCCAACCUGGACCCCAGGGAGGUGGAUGACCUACAGUCAUUCACCAAGUCUUUUCCGUCCUCUUUUCCGCCGUUGACCCCAAACCUGUCACAUCUGACGACCCUUGUCCUAUCUCCUCUCACUCGCCACAUGGAGGCACUAUCGGCGGCGCUGGUAUCCCUGGUCCUCUCACCCAUUGUUCUGAAUCUCCCCCUGCACCUGUCCAUUCUCCGCUCCUAUCUCCUACUCGCUUCACAUUCCUUCAAAUCGAGGCUCUCUUCCGCGCUGUUCUCCGACUCCGACGACCAGCCAGAGUUUGCGUCGAAGGCAUCUGCUGCGAGUCGCCGAAGUGCGGAAGCGAGUCCGCCACUAGCAGCUGGUCGCUGGGCAGUGGGCCUGUCGCCUUCGUUGACGGUAGCUGCCCUCUGGCCACCGAGUGUCCCGGAACUGAGCUUCCAUCUGCGCACUGUGAUCAACGACUCGUUGCAGAGUUCAAAUGGAUUAUCGCCGGAGCGGUCAGGAAACUCUCCGAUGCACGAAAGCAUUGUACAUGAAGCCGAAUACCGUCUGGGCUUCGCUAUCCGCGACCUGCCGACUGGCACAGGCAAGGAAAGAUGGUUGGAUCCUUUAUCCAUAGAAGCUCUAGACUUCUUAUACAUGGACUACAAGCCCCCGAGACCUCUGCACGUCGUGAUAACGCCAGACGUGCUCUCGAAGUAUCACCGCAUAUUUGCGUUCAACCUCAGGCUCAUGCGAGAUGAUCCCUCGAUAGCUGCGAAUGCUAUGGCGACAACAUACAGAAUGACCCGACGAUCCGCAUCGCCUCUAUUCCCGACCCUGUCCCAAACCAACAAGCUCCUCCUGCACGCCCGCUUCGUCGCCAAUGCGUUCGUAACGGCUCUGUCCUCCUACAUCUAUGACCGCGCCAUCGGAUUCCGAUUUGACGCCUUCCUCGCCAAGCUCACGGUUCCCGUGGAUGGCACGGCGGAAGCGGAAAGCAAGCCACAACACGGCUUUUCCGACGUCUUCGCAUUGGCGGAAUACCACUCCGCCGUCCUCGAUGAUAUCCUCAGCGCAUGCCUUCUACGUUCUGGGCAGAAGGCAGUAGGCGACGUGUUACGAGGAUGCCUCGAACUUGUCCUGGAACUGGCCGUGCUCGCUGGCGACCGCUAUCGGGGUCGAUUGGAGGAGUACCAGGCGGCGCCCCUCCUUGAGGAUGUCUGGGAGAGGUUUAGGAAGAAGAUGCUGACUCUGAUCAAGGUCCUCAGGGCUCUCGUAGACCGAGGUUCUGGAACCUCACGAGAGGCCGUGGAAGACGUUGCAGCGCAGUUAGCGAAUCUGUCCCGUUUGGACGGAGUGACAGGGAGCCUCCACGACCUUGUUACCCGCCUCGAUGUCGCAGACUGGUGGAUACGCAAAUGA